GGGUCUCCGAGAUCUGUAUCACGUGAGGCGGCGCUAACCAAUCGGAGUCCAGCCGUGCGGUGCAUGCUGGGAAGUGUUCCCUUGGAGCUAUACUCGGUGUCAACACUGCGGUACCGGGUGCUGAGGAGGCUGUGACGCCGCGUUACUUUUUUUUACAGCGUUUUCCAGCUUCCGGUAUACCAUUUGGUGCACGCACAAUGCGACAUGUUCAUCUGGUUCCUGAGGGGGAUGAAGACGACUUAUAUUCUGGUUACAAUGAUUACAAUCCCACUUAUGACACUGAGGAUUUAGACAAUGAUGUCGCGUUUCAACAGGCUCUCAAGACUAGUCAUGGGCGGAGACCUCCGAUUACAGCCAAAGUACCAGGAACGGCUGCAGCCCGCCCGCUGGGAACUGGAUUUGGUCCUAGAGUGCACCUCUCUUCAUCCAUGGGAAGGCCUAUGACAGGUGCUGUUCAGGAUGGAGCAGCCCGACCCAUGACAGCUGUCCGUGCGGCUGGAUACACUAAAGCACCAUUCCGAGGUUCUUCUUUUGAUCCCCUGGGUCAGUCUCGAGGUCCUGCUCCCCCUCUAGAGGCCAAGACUGAGGACACGCCAGAAGAAAAAGUGAGACAAUUAGAGAAGAAGGUUAAUGAAUUGAUAGAAGAAAGUUGUAUCGCCAGCAGUAAUGGAGACUUAAAGCAGGCCCUGGAGAUGGCUAAGGAAGCCGGGAAGAAGGAGAGAGCUUUGGUCAGACAGAAAGAACAGAUUCUAUCUGCGGAAAUCUCGCCUGCCAACCUGGAUCUCACAUACUCUACGCUGCUUAACUUGGCAACCCAGUAUUCAGCCAAUGAGAUGUAUGCAGAAGCGCUCAAUAUUUACCAAGUAAUUGUGAAGAAUAAAAUGUUUAGUCAUGCAGGUCGCCUAAAAGUGAACAUGGCAAACAUUUAUUUGAAGCAGAAAAACUAUUCCAAAGCAAUUAAAUUUUAUCGGAUGGCUCUUGAUCAGAUCCCAGGUGCCCACAAGGAGAUGAGGAUCAAGAUUAUGCAGAAUAUUGGAGUGACUUUUAUCAAGACGGGUCAGUAUGCUGACGCUAUCAACUCCUUCGAGCACAUUAUGAGCGAAUCUCCAAAUCUGAAAGCUGGUUUCAAUUUAAUCCUGUGUUAUUUUGCUGUCGGAGACCGAGACAAAAUGAAAAAGGCCUUUCAGAAGUUAUUAGCAGCACCUAUUGGAAUUGAUGAUGACGACAAGUAUAUUUCACCUAGUGAUGAUCCUCAUACAAACUUGUUGAUGGAAGCUAUUAAAAAUGACAGUCUCCAUCAAAUGGAACGAGAAAGGAAAGGAUUGGCUGAAAAAUAUAUCAUGACGGCAGCAAAACUGAUAGCGCCUGUUAUUGAGACCUCAUUUGAUGUCGGCUAUGACUGGUGUGUGGAGGUUGUGAAGACAUCACUAUAUGUGGAACUGGCUAAUGAUCUGGAGAUCAACAAAGCGAUUACUUUCCUCAAACAGAAGAACUUUACCCAGGCUGUGGAAACAUUAAAAUUGUUUGAGAAAAAAGAUACCAGAGUAAAAAGUGCUGCAGCAACUAACCUCUCAUUCCUUUACUAUCUGGAGAAAGAUUACUCCCAGGCUGACCUGUAUGCAGAUUUAGCAGUGACCUCUGAUCGAUACAAUCCAUCAGCAUUAACAAAUAAAGGCAACACAGUUUUUGCUAAUGGAGACUAUGAGAAAGCAGCCGAAUAUUACUCAGAAGCUCUAAGAAAUGACUCCUCCUGCACUGAGGCGCUUUAUAACCUUGGUUUGACGUACAAGAAACUAAAUCGCCUGGAGGAUGCUCUGAAUUGUUUUCAUAAACUCCACGCAAUCCUAAGGAACAGUGCCCAGGUUAUCAGUCAGAUAGCAAGCUUGUAUGAAAUGCUUGAGGAUCCUAACCAGGCAAUCGAAUGGUUCCUACAGCUUAUAAACAUUGUACCGACCGAUUCACAGGCACUUGCAAAACUUGGAGAACUGUACGAUACUCAGGGUGACAAGUCGGAAGCAUUCCAGUUCUACUGCGAGUCCUAUCGCUAUUUUCCAUCAAACAUUGAAGUGAUCGAAUGGCUGGGAGCCUACUAUAUUGACAAGAAGUUUUGUGAAAAAGCAGUGAAGUACUUUGAGAGAGCGGCACUUAUUCAACCCACCCAAGUGAAAUGGCAAUUGAUGUUGGCAAGCUGUCACAGAAGAAGCGGCAACUAUCAGAAAUCACUGGAUAAAUAUAAGGAAAUUCAUCAGAAGUUCCCGGACAAUGUUGAAUGUUUGCGUUUCCUGGUGCGCCUUUGUACAGAUAUUGGGUUAAAAGAAGUUCAAGAAUAUGCAACAAAGUUGAAGAAGGCAGAAAAAAUGAAGGAAUUAAAGGAACAGCGUGUUAGAUCUGGCAGAGAUGGCAGUGCCCGCAGUCGAAGAGAGGGCAGGGAAGGCAGUGCGAGUAGUGACAGUGGGCAGAGCAGUGGUACCAGCGCUAAAGGAGAACGCCUUAGCGCUAAACUAAAAUCACUCCCAACCGCCAGUGAUCCUUAUGAAAGCAGCGCCAACCAAGAAAUCGAUGUGUCCUAUGUAGACCCCCUCGGUCCACAAAUCGAAAGACCAAAAACGGCAGCCAAGAAGAGAGUGGAAGAAGAGGAGUUUGCAGAUGAAGAGUUGGGGGACGACCUGCUCCCGGAAUAACACUGUAUAACACUAUAUCCCUCUUUCUCUUUGUGUUAUUUACAGUAUGUGUCGUCUGUGCGAUUUUGGACGAAGGCUUUAAAAUGCAUUUAUACAGUUAUAAAAGUUUUUUUUAUACAGUUUACAUAAACUAUAUUUAUGACA
This is a messenger RNA of Hyla sarda, 2825 nucleotides long. RefSeq names its product intraflagellar transport 88 (gene IFT88). Bases 198 to 2681 code for a protein of 827 amino acids. Gene Ontology annotation, cellular component: non-motile cilium; centriole; ciliary basal body. NCBI's taxonomy places the organism in Eukaryota, Metazoa, Chordata, Amphibia, Anura, Hylidae. The transcript is spliced from 26 exons. Gene Ontology annotation, molecular function: kinesin binding. The record is from RefSeq and is a predicted model, not a curated record. Gene Ontology annotation, biological process: inner ear receptor cell stereocilium organization; intraciliary transport; non-motile cilium assembly.